GCUAGCUAGCUACCUUGCUCUGUCCUUUUUAUCUCUUCUUUUUCCAUUCCUUUCCUUGGUACUAGUACUCUUCCGCUUGAUUUCCCCAGCUGCUGCUAAGUUUCUUCCUCCCACUUUCUCUUCUCUCUAGAUCACCGGCUAUGAUCUUCCUUCCUGCCUUCCUUGAUUCAUCAGACUUCUGGAACACCGACCACAACCAGCUUCAGCUGCAACAAAUCGGCACUAGCACUCAUAGUACUACCACUUCUUCACCCGAUGGUCCGGGUGAUGGAGGAUGCAACAACAAUAAUCCCAAAGGGUUCAUGGCCACAACCGGGGCCGACUACGGCGUUGCAGGGGGCGGAGAUGAUGGUUGCGGUGGUGCUGGGGACGGCGAUUGCAGUCGCGGCAGAAAUAACAAGUCGAUUUCCAUGUCGGAGCGAGCACGGCUGGCGCGGUUGCCGCAUCCAGUUCCAGGGCUCAACUGCCCGCGAUGCGAAUCCACCAACACCAAGUUUUGCUACUUUAAUAACUACUCUCUUACCCAGCCCCGCCACUUCUGCCGCUCCUGCAGCCGCUACUGGACCCAUGGCGGCGUUCUCCGCAACGUGCCCGUCGGCGGGGGGUAUCGUCGCCAUGCCAAGCGUAGGGCCAAGCCCAAGGUGGUGUCAGCCACCUCCCGAGCCUCUACGGUAGGGAAGUCGUCCGUGACACCAACCAUGUCUAGUAGUACCACUUAUGCCACUGGCACCGACAUUUCACCACCAAGAUUGCAAUACCCCAUUUUUGGCAGCACGCCGUCCCAUGACAGCCAGUUCAGCGACAUAUUCGACCCAGCUAACCUUGGUCUCGGCUUCCCUGUCAGGCUGCUCUUUGCCGAAAGCGAUGCUUACACGGUGGAUGGCUGUGCGCACCACCACCACCACCAUGCCCAUGGGAACGGGAUGGAGCAGUUGUUCGAAGCACAGAAUAGCUUCCCAUUCAUGCACGCCAUGGAUCAUCAUAUGUCUGGACUCCCAGCUGAGGCAAUGCCCAUCACAAUGGCUACGAUGCAGGGCAUGUUCCACCUAGGGUUACAGAGCGUCCGCGGGGGUCAUGGCGACGAGAUAGCAGGCCAACAGUUGCACUACCCGCCGGCCAAGAGAAACCACAAGCACCAGGAUUACGCUAGCAGCAGGGGCAUGCACAGGGAUGUGGUCAAUGGUAAUGGCACCGGCGGCUACAUUUAAUGUUCUAGUACUCGCAAUGCAACUUGUAAUUAGGUAGCUAGUUUAGAUCAACAUUUGUUCUUAGAUUAAUGUCUGGUGAAAUGGGACAGGCUAUUGUAGUCAUGUGAACUUUCAUGAA
Molecule: messenger RNA, 1326 nt
Organism: Triticum aestivum (bread wheat)
Lineage: Eukaryota; Viridiplantae; Streptophyta; Magnoliopsida; Poales; Poaceae
Product: dof zinc finger protein DOF5.1-like
Exons: 2
Coding region: 141-1208 (355 amino acids)
Biological process (GO): regulation of DNA-templated transcription
Molecular function (GO): DNA binding; DNA-binding transcription factor activity
Source: RefSeq, a predicted model, not a curated record